This is a messenger RNA of Aphanomyces astaci, 1074 nucleotides long. RefSeq lists its product as hypothetical. Gene Ontology annotation, cellular component: cytosol. The coding region runs from base 19 to 849 and encodes 276 amino acids. The transcript is spliced from 6 exons. The record is from RefSeq and is a predicted model, not a curated record. Gene Ontology annotation, molecular function: 3'-5'-DNA exonuclease activity. Lineage: Eukaryota; Oomycota; Saprolegniomycetes; Saprolegniales; Verrucalvaceae.
CUACGAAAGUCAGGCAACAUGGCGGCGAGAGUGCGGUUGAUUGACAUUGGCGCGAACUUGGCGGACCCAAUGUUCGUGGGGCUUUACCGAGGAAAGCAAAAGCAUGUGAACGACUUCGAGCACAUGCUGCAGCGCGCGUUCACGUCGCAGGUCGAGAAAAUCAUCAUCACCGGGGGAUCCCUGUCCGAGAGCAAGGAAGCGCUAGCAUUGGCUCGCACGCAUGAUCGACUGCACUGCACUGUGGGCGUCCAUCCCACUCGAUGCAGCGAAUUCAUCGCCGACCCUGACGGGUACAUGCAAGGUUUGCAUGAUUUGAUUCAAGACGGCAAGUCCGACCGCAAGGUGGUGGCGGUGGGCGAGUUUGGGUUGGACUACGACCGACUGGAAUUCUGCGAUCGCACCACGCAACAGCUGUACUUUGAAAAGCAGUUUGAGCUCGCACAAGUGUCCAACUUGCCCUUGUUCCUGCACAACCGCAACACGGGCGCCGACUUCUACGACAUGAUCUCGCGGCACCGCGACUCGUUCCGCGACGGUGUCGUCCAUUCGUUCACGGGGUCCGCCGCCGAAGCCAAGCAACUGGUGGACCUCGACCUCUUCAUCGGCAUCAACGGAUGCUCGCUCAAGACACAGGACAACCUGGACGUCGUAAAGUCUAUUCCCAUUGACCGCAUCAUGCUCGAGACAGAUGCGCCGUGGUGCGACGUCCGGCCCACGCACGCGAGCUUCGCGCACGUCCGCACAGUGUUCCAGUCGAACAAACCCGACAAGUUCCAGCUCGGAAGGGGCGUCAAGGGACGCAACGAGCCCAACACCAUCAUGUACAUCCUUAUGUAUGUACAUGUAUAAUGACAUGGGAAUGUCUAUGUAGCCAAGUGCUCGAAGUUGUGAGCGCUAUCCACGGACUGGACCCACAGGACGUGGCCAAGACGGUGUAUGACAACACCUGCCGCGUAUUCUUUCCCGCUGAAUGCCAUGAUUGACAGAUACUACUAGUUCGAAGGAGGAUAUGAUAUCCUGCUAAACAUAAUAUUGGACGAAAGGAGGAUAUUAUAUCCUGCUAAACAUGAUAUA